Molecule: messenger RNA, 4523 nt
Organism: Gorilla gorilla gorilla (western lowland gorilla)
Lineage: Eukaryota; Metazoa; Chordata; Mammalia; Primates; Hominidae
Gene: AGGF1
Product: angiogenic factor with G-patch and FHA domains 1
Exons: 14
Coding region: 420-2564 (714 amino acids)
Biological process (GO): positive regulation of angiogenesis
Molecular function (GO): nucleic acid binding; protein binding
Source: RefSeq, a predicted model, not a curated record
AGCUCUUUCCGCUUUCCGUCGCUUCCUGUUCCGUCUUGGCCCCGCCUGCCGCUGGCGUUGUUGUUUCCGGCUCAACUGGGGAGCUGCUGGAGCUCUUCUGGCCCCUGGUUUUCCGACUGCUUAUCCGACGCUCCUCCCUCUGUCUCCGUAGCUGGAGAAGGUAGUUUCCAGGAAAGUUUUCCGGUUUGCAGGCCGCGCACAUCGGGCAGGGGCCAUCCUCGGUCCCCUUGCUCGUUGCUCGCAGCCCCGUUCGGCUACAAGUGAGUUUCAGGGCGUCAUGGCCAGGGGCCACCGCGGCCAGCCGGGUGUGAGGCUGCCUUUCGCUGCCCGCGCGCUCCAGUGGUCUCUGGGUCCGCCGGCGUCUGUUUCGGCCUGAACGCAGCCCCUCCGCGGCGACGAGCAGUCUCGCGCCGGAGCUCAUGGCCUCGGAGGCGCCGUCCCCGCCGCGGUCGCCGCCGCCGCCCACCUCCCCCGAGCCUGAGCUGGCCCAGCUAAGACGGAAGGUGGAGAAGUUGGAACGUGAACUGCGGAGCUGCAAGCGGCAGGUGCGGGAGAUCGAGAAGCUGCUGCAUCACACAGAACGGCUGUACCAGAACGCAGAAAGCAACAACCAGGAGCUCCGCACGCAGGUGGAAGAACUCAGUAAAAUACUCCAACGUGGGAGAAAUGAAGAUAAUAAAAAGUCUGAUGUAGAAGUACAAACAGAGAACCAUGCUCCUUGGUCAAUCUCAGAUUAUUAUUAUCAGACAUACUACAAUGAUGUUAGUCUUCCAAAUAAAGUGACUGAACUGUCAGAUCAACAAGAUCAAGCUAUCGAAACUUCUAUUUUGAAUUCUAAAGACCAUUUACAAGUAGAAAAUGAUGCUUACCCUGGUACCGAUAGAACAGAAAAUGUUAAAUGUAGACAAGUGGACCAUUUUGCCUCAAAUUCACAGGAGCCAGCAUCUGCAUUAGCAACAGAAGAUACCUCCUUAGAAGGCUCAUCAUUAGCUGAAAGUUUGAGAGCUGCAGCAGAAGCGGCUGUAUCACAGACUGGAUUUAGUUAUGAUGAAAAUACUGGACUGUAUUUUGACCACAGCACUGGUUUCUAUUAUGAUUCUGAAAAUCAACUCUAUUAUGAUCCUUCCACUGGAAUUUAUUACUAUUGUGAUGUGGAAAGUGGUCGUUAUCAGUUUCAUUCUCGAGUAGAUUUGCAACCUUAUCAGACUUCUAGCACAAAACAAAGUAAAGAUAAAAAAUUGAAGAAGAAAAGAAAAGAUCCAGAUUCUUCUGCAACAAAUGAGGAAAAGGAUUUGAACUCAGAGGAUCAAAAAGCCUUCAGUGUUGAACAUACAAGCUGCAAUGAGGAAGAAAAUUUCGCAAAUAUGAAAAAGAAGGCCAAAAUAGGCAUUCAUCACAAAAAUAGUCCCCCCAAAGUCACUGUUCCAACUAGUGGAAAUACUAUAGAGUCUCCUCUUCAUGAAAACAUCUCAAAUUCAGCAUCAUUUAAAGAUGAGAAAAUCAUGGAGACUGAUAGUGAACCAGAGGAAGGUGAAAUUACAGACUCUCAGACUGAGGAUAGUUUUGAAGAAGACAUUACCAGUGAAGGCAACAUAACUGCAGAAGAUAGUGAGGAUGAAGAUGAAGACAAAAUUUGGCCCCCAUGUAUUAGAGUAAUUGUCAUUAGAUCACCUGUGUUGCAGAUAGGAUCACUCUUUAUCAUUACUGCUGUAAACCCUGCUACAAUUGGAAGAGAAAAGGAUAUGAAACAUACUCUCCGAAUCCCUGAAGUUGGUGUCAGUAAGUUUCAUGCAGAAAUUUAUUUUGACCAUGACUUACAAAGUUAUGUCCUUGUGGAUCAAGGCAGUCAAAAUGGCACAAUUGUUAAUGGAAAACAGAUUCUUCAGCCGAAAACUAAAUGUGACCCUUACGUACUUGAGCAUGGAGAUGAAGUCAAAAUUGGAGAAACUGUCUUAUCCUUUCACAUUCAUCCUGGCAGUGAUACCUGUGAUGGCUGUGAACCAGGGCAGGUUAGAGCCCACCUUCGCCUUGAUAAGAAAGAUGAAUCUUUUGUUGGUCCAACACUAAGUAAGGAGGAAAAAGAGUUGGAAAGAAGAAAAGAAUUAAAGAAAAUACGAGUAAAAUAUGGUUUACAGAAUACAGAAUACGAAGAUGAAAAGACAUUGAAGAAUCCAAAAUAUAAAGAUAGAGCUGGAAAACGUAGGGAGCAGGUUGGAAGUGAAGGAACUUUCCAAAGAGAUGAUGCUCCUGCAUCUGUUCAUUCUGAAAUUACUGAUAGCAACAAAGGUCGGAAGAUGUUGGAGAAGAUGGGUUGGAAGAAAGGAGAGGGCCUGGGGAAGGAUGGUGGAGGAAUGAAAACGCCGAUCCAGCUUCAGCUUCGGCGAACACAUGCAGGCUUGGGGACAGGCAAACCAUCCUCAAUUGAAGAUGUUCACCUUCUCCAAAACAAGAACAAAAAAAACUGGGACAAAGCACGAGAGCGGUUUACUGAAAACUUCCCAGAAACUAAGCCUCAAAAAGAUGACCCAGGGACCAUGCCUUGGGUAAAAGGGACUUUAGAGUGAAGGCUAAUCAUAGAAAAAAAACUCUAGUUUUUUUAAAAAUAGAAUUUGGAAACUUAUUUUUUCUCCCCAAAAGAAUCAGCAGCACAGGGGAACUAUGUCACAGUUUACCUCUUCCUGAUUCAGAAAUGUGUAUGGUUUGCAGCUUUUAAAAACCAUUUUUUUAAAACUAAUAAAUAGUGACUGAACCAAUUUAUGCAGUAAAUAGACUGAAGUUCACAGGGCACGGAUGAGUUUAUCAAACUUCGUUAUUUUAUCUUGUCAUUUACAACAUCCAUAUAAGCAACUAGCCAUAUAAGCAAAAUUCAUAGAACUACUAAUGACUUAAGUGUACAUCUGUUCUUGUCUCCAUAUAUUCAUGUAAGAUGCACAACAAAAGAAACAUCAGAAGUUUAUAAAAAUAAAUCUGACUAUAUGCAUCCUCAUUUAUUCCCUUUAGAACCUAGGUAAAAAAUGUUGCGAAAACAUGGGUAGUGGCGCAUACAUUUUGUUAUCCUUGAAAUAGCCUAAGUAAUGUUAUUGAAGAACUAAUGAACAGGUAACAUAUUGUAGAAAAUUAGUCUUUCAUUGUUUUCUUCUGUGAAGAAUCUGUUGCUGUGUACUGUAUAUUCAGCAUUUAUAUUUGGUUUGUUUCAUAGCUAAUGAGGUAUUUAGAUAUGAACAACUGAAUACAUAUUGAAAUAGUGUGCUGGCUUUUGUAGUUUUGAUAAAGACCAUUGCAGGCAAUGGAAUUGUGCCAGAGAAAUCUGAUUUCUAGUACAAAAGGAAUACUUAGCCAGGGCCUCAAGCUCAAGAUACUUAUUGAAAACAUCCUCAAUUGCAAUAAAAACAUUAUAACAUGAAAAAGAGUGAUUUUUUGAACCGGUGAUUUAAAUGUAUUGAUCUGCUUUGAAUUUUCAAGCAGCCAGAAUUUUCUAGUUUAAAUUGGCAGAGUUAUAACAAAGGAGAGCCUCAAAUAUUAGACAAUUGCAGUGCGGCUUUCUGGGCACAGGUGUCACUGCUCUGCCACCUAUCACUAUUCUUUUUCUGUUCAGUUUUUCUCUCAGGUGUUUGCUGGGAAAUCAACACUGGAACUGACCCUUUUCUGGCAGUGAAUGUAAGCUCUAGCUCCCCCAUCUACUAUAAAGAAAUGUCUUCAAGAUGUAGAAAUAAGGAAUAUUCUGAAAAUAAAAAUUAUACAGUAGUAAAGAUAAUUCAGAAAGAAAAAGCUACCUGUUAGAAUUUCCAGUCUAAAUGGCACAGGGUAGUUACGGAGAAAAGGGGAUGGAGAAGGAGAAACUAUGACUAAAGAUGAGAGGUAUGAACGAGUUGUCAGGUUCCUAUGGGCUUAAGCUAGGACAAUCAGGCCCUAAACUCCAAAUUUGGAUAAAAUAUCUCUUUGCAUUCUUCUUGGCCGCCUGCAUAGUCUGACACAUAUGUAUGUAUAAUUAGACUUGCAGGCUGCAGGAGUGCCCUGCAUUGUUUUCUUUUAAUUAGAAAUAAAAAGUAUUAGUCUAAAUGUGGUUCUGGUGCUGGUGCCCUGUAUAUAUGUAACAAUAUAGGACCCCUCCAAAUAGGUUUUGCUUCUGGUGAAUCUUGGUCAUUGGGUUAGUAUAUGACUGUCUAUAAUAUUUUCCAUUUGUAUUAUUAUAUUGGGGAAAACAUUUUUUAUCAUUUUCUAUUAAGAAAAUGGAAAACUUAAAUAUGGUGUUAAAAUGGAAAUAUAUGUGAUAUUUGCAUUACUAAACCCCUUUGCAGAUCUAAAGUCUCAGGGUUCCACUAUUAGUGGUUAAAGUACUGAAUAAUGUCUGGGUCUAUUUCCAUCUGUAAAAUAAGAAUAUUUGUCUCACGUGUCUGUCAUGAAUAGCAAAUGAGAAAAUGUAUAUAAAAGCACUUUGUAAAUUGUAAAAGUAGUACAGAUGUGAGCUUCUAUUUGUUUAGAAGCAUAAAUGUGAAUUAUAUACAGUUUGAAUUUUGCAUAAA